This is a messenger RNA of Penicillium lagena, 1374 nucleotides long. RefSeq names its product putative nucleotide-sugar transporter. Gene Ontology annotation, molecular function: pyrimidine nucleotide-sugar transmembrane transporter activity. Bases 1 to 1374 code for a protein of 457 amino acids. Gene Ontology annotation, biological process: pyrimidine nucleotide-sugar transmembrane transport. The record is from RefSeq and is a predicted model, not a curated record. NCBI's taxonomy places the organism in Eukaryota, Fungi, Ascomycota, Eurotiomycetes, Eurotiales, Aspergillaceae. Gene Ontology annotation, cellular component: intracellular membrane-bounded organelle; Golgi membrane. The transcript has 4 exons.
AUGGCGAAUGGCGCCGUCAUCCCCUUCUUGGUCACGAUGAUGCUCGUGACCGGGGUCUGCAACACCAUUCUGAACAAAUACCAGGAUAUGCAAUGUGUCCGGAACUGCGACUCUUCCAAUCCCAAAGAGUGGAAGCUGUUCGAGCAGCCAGUGAUCCAGACAGUACAAAUGUUCAUUGGAGAAAUGGGCUGCUGGCUCGUCCUAGGCCUAUCCAUCCUCUACAAACGAUACGUCUCGCCGCGCUUCUCUCGCGAACCUUCCCCGCUCCUCGCGGGCGGAUACCACCCCGUCAACGGCGAUGACGAACACUUCGAAGAUGAAGAGGAGGAGGACCAGGUCCUCGAAGGUCCCGGAGCUUCGAGGAAUCCUAUCAACAAACCCGCCACCGAAGAUGACACCCGCAUCCCCUUGCGCGGAUCGAAGAUCUUCCUCCUCGCCGCGCCAGCCUGCUGCGAUAUCGCCGGCACGACGCUCAUGAACGUGGGCCUCCUCUUCGUAGCCGCUAGUAUCUACCAAAUGACACGCGGCGCACUAGUUCUCUUCGUGGGGCUGUUCAGCGUGCUCUUCCUCCGCCGCAGACUCUUCUUCUAUCAAUGGAGCGCGCUCUUCAUCGUCGUGCUGGGCGUCGCGGUCGUUGGACUAUCAGGUGCUCUCUUCGCCGGCCAGCCCGAUCACGAUAUCCAGCAGGAUGAAGAUGGUGUUCUCACUAUAACCGCCUCGCGGGUGCUGAUGCAUGCCCGCAAUGCCGUCGACGCCCAGCUCGCCGUCCAGACCAUCGUCGGCGUGCUCCUCAUCGCCGCGGCCCAGAUCUUCACGGCUUCGCAGUUCGUAUCGGAGGAGUGGAUCCUGGAGAAAUAUGCUAUGGAUCCCAUUCAGGUCGUUGGUUGGGAAGGUAUCUUCGGUUUCACGGUCACUGUCGUCGCGAUGGUUAUCCUGUAUCUGGUCGUUGGACGGACAGAGGCCGGACAAUACGGAUACUUCGAUAUGCGAGAGGGCUGGCGCGAAGUCUUCAGCAACCGUGCCAUUGCAGGGUCCAGCCUUCUUAUCAUGAUCAGCAUUGGCGGCUUCAACUUCUUCGGCCUCUCUGUAACCCGCUCCGUGAGCGCCACAUCGCGUAGCACAAUCGACACUUGCCGCACGCUCUUCAUCUGGCUCGUAUCGCUAGGUCUAGGCUGGGAGACCUUCAAGUGGUUGCAGGUCGUCGGCUUCGCGCUACUCGUUUACGGCACGUUCUUGUUCAAUGAUAUCGUGCGCCCGCCGCUCAGGGCGUGUUUGCCCCGUGCUAGGGAAAGCGAGGUCAUUCUUCCUGCUGAUGAGAGGUUUGAUCAUCUUGAGCCGCCGCCAUCUUAUUACUCCGAGGCGCGGACGGAUUGA